Messenger RNA from Vicia faba (fava bean), 624 nucleotides. The record is from the annotation of a GenBank genome assembly. Lineage: Eukaryota; Viridiplantae; Streptophyta; Magnoliopsida; Fabales; Fabaceae.
AUGGUGAGAGGAAAGACAGAAAUGAAGCGUAUAGAGAACGCAACAAGUAGACAAGUAACAUUUUCAAAGAGAAGAAAUGGUUUGAUGAAGAAAGCUUUUGAGUUAUCAGUUUUGUGUGAUGCUGAAAUUGCUCUUAUUGUUUUCUCACCAAGAGGAAGACUUUAUGAAUUUGCAAGUUCAAGCAUUCUAGAAACAAUUGACCGAUACCGCAGUCAUAGCCGAAACAAUACUCCAACAACAUCUGAUUCUGUUGAAAAUACUCAGCAUUUGAAGGAAGAAGCAGAAAACAUGAUGAAAAAGAUUGAUCUUCUCGAGACUUCAAAACGGAAACUCUUAGGAGAAGAUUUAGGGACUUGUUCCAUUAAUGAACUACAAAAAAUAGAGCAACAGUUGGAGAAGAGUAUAACCAAAAUUCGCGCAAAAAAGACUCAAGUCUACAUGGAACAAAUAGAUCAGCUAAAAGAAAAGGAAAAAGCCCUAGUUGCUGAAAAUGCAAUGCUCUCGGAGAAGUUUUAUGAAUCUUUCAAUCAAAGUAGUCCAAGUUCAGAUGUUGAAACUGAAUUAUUCAUUGGACUUCCAGAAACAAGAACAAGGAGGAUUUCUCCAAUGUUGAGGACCAAUUAA